ACGGCGCAUUCGUUUCUGUGUCCUGUGUUUCAUUGUGAUUUUCUUUUUGGUUUUCCGGAACACGUUAUUGUUGCAUCAGAUAGUGGACAAUGGCAGGUACAGAAGAUCAAUCCUUUGAUUAUGGCUUCUUACUGCGCAUAAGCGAGGAUGCUCGCAGGGUUGAGGCUCUCAAUGAGUACUUGAGCAGUCGCAGUUACCUAGCCGGCUAUGGGCCUUCGCAGGCGGAUGCUGAAGCCUUUUCGCUUUUCCACGGGCCCCCACCCGAGCGGCAUGUCCAUGCCCUUCGCUGGUAUAAACACAUAGCCACCCUGAAGCCCCAAAUGAAUGAACAGACCCCAGAAUGCAGCACAAAGGGAAAACGGGUGCAGCCACCUUGGUCUCCCCCAGGAGGAACUGACAUUUCAAAGCUGCAUUUCUACAACAGCCUCACACGAACCAAGGAGUUGUUUGUACCACAAAGGGGAAACAGAGUUUUGUGGUACUGCUGCGGCCCAACAGUGUAUGAUGCUUCUCACAUGGGUCAUGCCAGAUCCUACAUUUCAUUUGAUAUCCUCCGAAGAAUAUUGAAGAACUAUUUCAAAUAUGACGUCUUCUACUGUAUGAACAUCACAGAUAUUGAUGACAAGAUCAUCAAAAGAGCCCGACAGAACUAUCUGCUGGAGCAGUAUAGAGAGAAGCAGCCCAGUCCCUCUCAGAUACUGCUGGAUGUGUUAACAGCUAGAGAGCCCUUCAAAGCCAAGCUUGGUGAGUCUACAGACCCAGAUAAGAAGCAGAUGCUGGAGAGGCUGGAAGCAGCAGUUGACGCUGCCCUAGGUCCCCUGCAGGUGGCAGUGCAGAGCAAAGCUGCUGAUGGAUCAAUCCAGAAUCAGGCAGAGGUUUUAUUGGAGGAGGCCAAGGAUCUUUUAUCAGAUUGGUUAGACUCCCAGUUUGGUAGCCAAGUGACCGAAAACUCAAUCUUCUCUUUGUUGCCAAAGUACUGGGAGGGAGAGUUUCAUAAAGACAUGGAAUCUCUAAAUGUUCUUCCUCCUGAUGUUCUCACACGGGUCAGUGAGUAUGUGCCAGAGAUCGUGGCAUUUGUCAAAAGGAUUCUGGACAAUGGUUAUGGAUACGAAUCAAAUGGAUCAGUAUAUUUUGACACAGCAAAGUUUGAUGCCUGUCCUUCUCACUCUUAUGCCAAACUGGUACCAGAGGCCGUUGGUGAUCAGAAGGCUCUUCAAGAGGGAGAAGGAGACUUGAGUAUCUCAGCAGACAGACUCAGUGAAAAGAGAUCACAGAAUGACUUUGCGUUGUGGAAAGCCUCCAAGCCUGGAGAACCAUCCUGGGACUCCCCAUGGGGCAAGGGAAGACCUGGGUGGCAUAUUGAGUGUUCAGCCAUGGCUGGAUCCAUAUUGGGAGAGUCUAUGGAUAUCCACGGAGGAGGAUUUGACUUGCGUUUUCCUCAUCAUGACAAUGAGUUGGCGCAGUCUGAGGCCUACUUUGAGAAUGAUUACUGGGUGCGGUAUUUCUUGCACACAGGUCACCUGACCAUUGCUGGAUGCAAGAUGUCCAAAUCUCUGAAGAACUUUAUUACUAUCAAAGAUGCCCUAUCUAAACAUUCAGCAAGGCAGCUUCGUUUGGCCUUUCUAAUGCAUUCAUGGAAAGACACAUUGGAUUACUCAAACAACACAAUGGAGUCGGCCAUCCAGUAUGAAAAGUUCAUAAAUGAGUUCUUCCUAAAUGUUAAAGAUAUUCUUAGGAGCCCUACUGACAUCACUGGCCAGUUUGAGAAAUGGGAGGCCGAGGAGAUUGAACUGAACAAAAGUUUCUAUGAGAAGAAGGCAUCAGUGCAUGAGGCGCUGUGUGACAACAUAGACACUCGUUCUGCUCUGGAGGAGAUGCGGGCUCUGGUCGGUCAGAGUAACACCUACAUGGCAGCCAGAAGGAGUGCAAAACUGCUGCCCAAUCGCAUGGUGCUCGAGAGCAUCGCCCUAUACUUGACCGACAUGCUUAAGAUAUUUGGAGCGAUUGAGGGAACUGAGCCCAUUGGAUUUCCUGUUGGUGGAAAUGGACAGAAUGCUGAUCUGGAGAGCACAGUCAUGCCCUAUUUGUCAGUGCUGUCAGACUUCAGGGAAGAUGUCAGAAAAAUUGCAAGAGAAAAGAAAGUGACAGAAUUACUGCAGCUCUGUGAUGUAUUACGUGAUGACACUUUACCCGAGUUGGGUGUCCGACUGGAGGAUCGAGAUGGUCUUCCCACAGGGGUAAAGCUGGUGGACAAAGAGACACUGCUGAAGGAAAGGGAGGAGAAGAAAAAGUUGGAAGAGGAAAAGACAAAGAAAAAAGAGGAAGCUGCCAGGAAAAAACAAGAACAAGAGAUGGCAAAGCUGGCAAAAAUGAAGGUUAAACCAAGUGAGAUCUUCCGGUCAGAGACUGACAAAUACUCUAGCUUUGAUGAAACGGGCUUCCCAACGCAUGAUGUUGAGGGGAAGGAGCUCAGUAAAGGAUUGACCAAAAAGCUUCGCAAGCUUUACGAGGCCCAAGAGAAGCUUUACAAUGAAUACCUCCAAUAAACACAGAAUGGAAGCUGAGAAUAUGACACAUUGAUUCUGAUGUGACCUGUGAUCCGCCCAUUGUGUCUGUUGUGAACUCUUCUUGUGUUUGUAAAAAGGCGGCAAGACCAAAAGAGCUCAUCUUUGAGUUUUGGCCCAAACGUUGGCAAAGUUUUGCCACAAGUCCUUCUGAUCAUGAUUAGAAGGUUAUCAUUUCCUGAUGCUAUAGCAAAAGGUAUUUUAUGACUUGAUCAUUUUGACACACAGAACAAAAAUGUGAGGAUAUAAUAAUCUUUCUGAUGUAGGUUUUGAUGGUUAAUUAGAGGAAUGUAAGGAUGGCUCAGACAUUUAAUGUUUUCAAUAUUGAUUCAAUAUUGCCUUUUUAAAAAACAAAAAAAUGGUUGUUCAAAUAGGAUUUUUUCUGAAGCAAUGUUUACACAUAAGCCAAUGAUAUAUAUGAUUCCUCCAGAAACACCAUCUCUCAGAUGAUACAGGAAUGAAGGGACUGAAGGUUUGCAAGUUAACCACAAAAGGAAACAGAGGCAUAUAUAGGAGAACCAGUCAUUAUUAGUAUAACAUACUCUUUAUAAGAACAUGAAGUACCAAAAUAAAAAAAGAUUCUG
Molecule: messenger RNA, 3148 nt
Organism: Xyrauchen texanus (razorback sucker)
Lineage: Eukaryota; Metazoa; Chordata; Actinopteri; Cypriniformes; Catostomidae
Gene: cars1
Product: cysteinyl-tRNA synthetase 1
Exons: 23
Coding region: 90-2546 (818 amino acids)
Biological process (GO): cysteinyl-tRNA aminoacylation
Cellular component (GO): cytoplasm
Molecular function (GO): cysteine-tRNA ligase activity; ATP binding
Source: RefSeq, a predicted model, not a curated record